Messenger RNA from Penicillium griseofulvum, 1293 nucleotides. RefSeq lists its product as uncharacterized. The coding region runs from base 1 to 1293 and encodes 430 amino acids. NCBI's taxonomy places the organism in Eukaryota, Fungi, Ascomycota, Eurotiomycetes, Eurotiales, Aspergillaceae. The transcript has 11 exons. The record is from RefSeq and is a predicted model, not a curated record.
AUGGCCGGUCAAACCAAAGUUCCAUUUGUUGGGGUGAGCUUCUGCGGGAACUCGACAUCAGUGCCGGUGCGAGCAUCUCAGAUAUGGGAAAAAAAGGCGGCCGAACUCAACCUUGACUUCAAUUUUCUCAAUCGAACAGAGAUCAAGCAAAGUCUGCUCACCUAUCUUGUCAAAGUGGAUAUCCAGCGACAGCCGAGCGUUGCAACCAAGUACAAUUUCAACUGGGAACCUUCCUCUUCUGAUUCUCAGGGCAAAUAUGGUGACCGCUUUAUUUCCAACUUCAUUGAGGGCGGAGCGCUCUUUGCUCGAGUUUCCAUCUUGACCAAUGAGAAGUCAAGUUUAUACGAGCUUAAACAAGCAGCUAAAGUAGUCUUCACUGCCUACGGUGCCAAAGUGGAACUCAAUGACGAUAUGAAAGCGAAGAUUGCGAUGAUACAGAAUACCUCCGAAGUUAAGAUUUACUUAUACUACGCUGGAACGCCUGUCAAGGUUGAAGCGGUCGAUGGUGCACAGAAUGACCUGACACGUCUCAAAGAGAUUGCCGAUUCUUUUUCCAACAAUGCCUCAACCCAUAAGUACAAACGAUUUGCGCUGUUGGAAAGAUAUACCAAUAUUUUCAACUUCAAAGAUGAGUUCACGCCACUUGACUACGAGGAUGCUAAAACAAGGAGCUGGACUGUCUUCACUGAUUUUGUCGAGUAUUCAGCUAUUCAGGAAAUGAUUCGAGCAAUCGAUUCGGGUAAUUAUACGAAUGGUAGAAGCGACCGCGACAGGCUGGAUGAAAAAGCCAGCACCCAACUGCAGGAAUUUAGAGACUGGGUAAAAGACGUGGCUAAAGAGCCUGAAAAGUGCAAGUCGCUGCCUCCGGUCCCUUAUCCUUCAGAGUUCCAAACCGAAGUCUUGCUUGCGCUCAAGACAACAAAGUACAUCGCUCAGACAAUUCACCUAAACAACAAGAAAACCCACUCAGUCAUUGAUGACCAUAAACACGACAAUGCCGAGGAGCUGUUCAGUUUCAAAGCCUAUGAUUUUGGACAAGCCUUAGGAACCAGCAAGAUCAUCUUUGGUAAAAAUAGUGAAGGAGAUAGCUAUAUCUGUAUGAUGGGAAGAGAAUCCAUCACUGCUGGCUAUAAGCAGAUAUGCGAGCUGUGGGGGUUCGAAAAGAAGUUGGAGAAGCUUGUUGAUAAAAAAGUGGGCGUCUAUCCUAUUGUUGGAAUGGGAACUAUAGAGUUGGAGCUGGAGGAUGCAACACCGCGUAAAGAUGAUGACUACAGCUUUUAUGUUAAAACCUGA